AUGACACUCUCUGGCCGUGUAGUCGUCGUCACCGGCGCCUCCAAGGGCAUCGGGAAAGAAAUCGCCCUGCGAGCUGCUGCCGAAGGCGCCAAUGUCGUCAUCAAUUACCUGUCGGAUAUCAAAGCUGCAAAUGCCCUGGUUAUGCAAUUAGGACACGACCGUGCUCUGGCAGUGCGGGCUGAUACUUCCAAUAUCAACGAGGUAGACAGCUUGAUCGAGGCCACUGUGUCUCGCUUCGGAAGAAUCGACAUCCUAGUUCCCAACGCGGCUUACGUUCCGGAUCGAACCCUGCAGAACGUCUCCGAAGAAGAUUUUGACCGCGCCUUCGCGGUCAACGUCAAAGGACCUUGCUUCCUAGUACAGAGAGCACUACCUCACAUGACGUCCGGUGGCACGAUUAUUUUUAUCUCCACUGACAUGACCGACGCGUCCACUGUGAUGCCCCAAUUCCUCCUCUAUGUGUCGACCAAGGCGGCAUUAAAUCAAAUGGUUAAGGUGCUUGCACGCGACCUUGCCGCUACGGGUAUCCGAGUGAAUGCGGUCUCUCCGGGUGCAACAAGCACCGAGUCAUUCCACAAGGCUAUGGAUGAGAACAAGGCCAAGAUGCUUGCAAGUCACCAUCCUUUCAACCGCAUUGGGCGCGCGGACGAGAUUGCCGCAGCUGUGAGUCUUCUGUGGAGGAAGGACAGCGGCUGGAUCACUGGCCAAGUUCUGCGAGUAAACGGGGGCAGUGUUGUCUGA
Aspergillus niger is the source of this 741-nucleotide messenger RNA. RefSeq lists its product as uncharacterized. The record is from RefSeq and is a predicted model, not a curated record. The transcript has 2 exons. The coding region runs from base 1 to 741 and encodes 246 amino acids. Lineage: Eukaryota; Fungi; Ascomycota; Eurotiomycetes; Eurotiales; Aspergillaceae.